GGACAUGAGGUUUCCAAAGUGGAGACGCAUGGACAUCUCAUCGCAGUGUGUGUGGACACAGCAGCGGAUAUCCUGGUUCCAAGGACAGGAAGAGUGCUCUUCCUCUACCAACCCCCUCAGACACUGACAUACACAUAUAAACAAUCUGUGGCAUUCUUAAUGGCAAAAUCAUCCACUGCCCCUACAGUACUUGUGUACUAAUUCCCUGGGCUAUUGUUCCUCGUACCAAAUGUUCAAAUGCCCCGAUUCUCUCAGGGGAGCAUAUAUAUCUACCCACGAGUAGAGAUAAAUAAACAAAGAUGCCGAGAGUGAGAUGAAAAAAACAAAAACAAGACUUCAUAUCAAAAUACUAAUUCCAGCCUUUGAACUGAGCCCCUCUGGUUUUCUUAUCAGUCCCAUGGUAGCCUCUUACCCGGCCAAAUGAGUCAAUGUUCUCCCCCGUCCUCAUUUCCUUGUGUUUUCUGAAAGCAGAGCUCUGUUUUUCACCAGAGGGGUCAAAGGGCCAAGCCUCGGUCAUUCCUGCUCUCUAAAACCGAUCUCCAGCUGCUCGCCGCUUGCCCUUUACCUUAGUAUUAUUUCACAUACUAUAAUUUGCUGAGUUUUGCUGCCACUUCUCACUCAGCAGAGUGUGGGAUGAAUGGACUGCAUCUUGCGUAGGUCAGUUUGAAAGUCUGAAAAUUGCGUCAUUUGUAGUUUUUUGGGUUAUGGGGCUGUUUUGAAUUUUGCAACCCACCCCCACUCAUCAGUCCUUGACAGUUGAGUAGAGAAAGUGGUCGGUGAGGGUGUAAAGUGUCUCGGAGUGGGCAGCAUAUACCCUGACUCCUCCAAUCUGUCCAAAUAAACACUCUUCCUCCCCCCAACACCACCACCCCCACCCCUAGUUCCUGGGGUUAUCAUAGAAAACCAUUUCACUGCUCCCCUGCCCACCAGAAGCAGCAGUCUUUAGCACAGCCCAGCACUCUUUCUGUGCAUUCACAUUAGAGGCAACACAGGAUACACACUCACACUCAAUCACACACACACACACACACACACACACACACACACACACACACACACACACACACUCAAUCAUAUCUCAAACUGGAGUCAGAGUACGGAAACAGAAUGUCAGGAAAGGAAGCGCUGAAGCCAGUGGGAAAGCAGAGUUUGCCUCAAGUCGGUGGAGCUCGUUUCUGAAAUUUCAAUUCAUUACAGCAGGCCAUUAUCUGAGGAUUUUAUUUUGCGCUUUUGGUUAUUUUUAAAUAGACCAGAAAAACAAAAAGGUAGUAAACAUAAGGAACUCAACUUUACUUGGAUACCACCCUCAAGAUCUGGAUUUUGGAACGGAGAAAAGACAUCCAUCAGGAGGAAAUUCUUGAAAUUCUCUGCGUCUCCGACCAACUCACCGCUCGUCAGGUCUCUCAGAGUCCCAACAUCUGUGGCCACCGUUUAACUGCAGUCAUUGGGUUUACCAAACACUGUCAUUUUUUUUCCUGCAGUUGGGACCACUAGGAAGAUGAGUUUGUCACGGAACGGGACGCUGGAGAAGAUGGUAUUUGAACAGGCCCACUCUGAGCCGCGCUCCCCCUCCAGAGUGGGGUCAGGGGUCGUGGUGCCGCCUCCGUACUCGCCGGGCGGCGGCGAGGCUCCCGAAUCCCCCCUGGAGUUGAGGGGCUCUCUGGACUGCUGGGCAUGCUCUGUGCUGGUCACUGCCCAGAAUCUCGUCAUCGCACUGAUCAACGCCGUGCUGGCCAGCGUCGUGUUUGGCACCAUCCUCACCCCUGCUCUUGCCAUGGUCAUAUUCGGCUUCCUCUGCCACUCCACGGUGCAGCCCCAUGGAACAUCCCUGUUUUGCUCAGACGUGCUGGAUGACGGCGGCUGUGUCGCUCUGCUGGUGGUGGGUUUUCUGCUGCUCACCCCCCUGCUGGUCCUGGCUCUCGCUGCCUACUGCCGACUGGCCCGACACCUUCAGCUGGGCAUGUGUUUCAUUCCCUACAGCCGUGCCGUGUACAAGAACCUGCCCGCCUCACGCCGCCAGAGGUCCGACACGGGAGGCUGCUGUGGCCAGCGGGGGGCUUCCGAGGGGGAGGGGAAGGGGAAGGGCAGCAUAUGGGUGUAGGAGAGGAGAGAAGAGGAAAGUAGAGGAGAGGAGGGCAGGAUUGUAAUGUGUAUGUCCCUAGAGUACAAUUGUGUUUCUCUUUUUCUACUGCCAUUGUAAAAAUCCAUCAUCGCUUGUAUUGAAUGUUUGGAACUGAAUAUUGCCUUUUUUUACAUAUAUACUAUUCAUGUAUUUUUUAUACGUACUUUUUAAAAUAUAGUGCUCUACCGGCAAGCUGAAUUUUGUAUUUCCUACAGACCUCUGCACUGAACACGUUGGAAGUGAGCCAAUUUCAUUAAGAGAGAAAGAGUUGAAGUUCAAAGAAGUGUGAAUCACACUGAACAGAUUUAUUGGACAGUGUAUGUACAUACAGUAAGCAAACUUUCCUCAAGCCUCAGACUGUAAAUACACAUCAUGGUUACACUUACGGGACAACAUCUCUGCAGGUGUCGAACAUGUUGCCUAUUCUCAUUAAAAUGAUAAAAGUCAAACAAGUAACAAG
Molecule: messenger RNA, 2582 nt
Organism: Scophthalmus maximus (turbot)
Lineage: Eukaryota; Metazoa; Chordata; Actinopteri; Pleuronectiformes; Scophthalmidae
Gene: tmem88a
Product: transmembrane protein 88 a
Exons: 3
Coding region: 1499-2101 (200 amino acids)
Cellular component (GO): plasma membrane
Molecular function (GO): PDZ domain binding
Source: RefSeq, a predicted model, not a curated record